AUGUCUCUGCGUCCGUCCACUGCUCCUCUGCGUGCCCCCUUGCCUUCUCCUCAGUCUUCUCUUCCUACACUUGCCGACCCAGAGUCGGACUCUCGCCGUGCUGCCAGUCCUACUGUCACGCGUCUUCUUGCUUCUCUUGUCACUGACCCUUCCUUUGAGUCCGCUGCUGCGUCUGCCCUAGUUGCUGAGCUGGUCGACUUUGCUGCUGCGUGUCGUCUGGACUACGCUGCCAGUCUUCUUGCUGAGUCUGCUGAGUCUGCUGAGUCUGCGUCUGCUGCGUCUGCGUCUGCCUGUCCUCCGUCCGUCGGGGGUGACUGUGCUCUUGGCACGGACGUCCUUGAGGACAGGCAGGAGGAGUUCCAGUGCUUUGCCGCCGCUUUGCCCCAUCUCGUGUCCAUGCUUGUUGCCCCUAAGGGAGACCCGGAUGCUCUAGACAUCCCGACCCCACGCUCUUACGCAGAGGCGAUGGCCGGUCCCUACUCCUCUCAGUGGCAGUCAGCCAUGGACGCAGAGAUGGCUUCCUGGAAGUCCACAGGCACCUACAUUGACGCUGUUCCCCCUCCUGGGGCGAACAUUGUCAGUGGCAUGUGGAUCUUCAGGGUGAAGCGGCCGCCUGGUUCUCCGCCUGUCUUCAAGGCGCGCUACGUGGCUCGUGGCUUCAGUCAGCGACAGGGAGUUGACUUCUUUCAGACCUUCUCCCCUACCCCGAAGAUGACCACUCUUCGGGUUAUACUGCACGUCGCUGCUCAGCGUGACUACGAGCUACACUCUCUUGACUUCAGCACUGCUUUCCUGCAGGGCCGCCUGCACGAGGAGAUCUGGCUGCGCCGCCCUCCUGGCUUCACUGGGUCGUUCCCUCCUGGUACCCAGUGGAGCCUCCGGCGGCCAGUCUACGGUCUCCACCAGGUGCCGCGUGAGUGGCACGACACACUGAGGACUACACUUGCGGCUCUUGGGUUUGCUCCUUCUACUGCUGACCCGUCGCUGUUUCUGCGCACCGACACCUCGCUGCCGCCGUUCUACAUCCUCGUGUACGUCGACGACUUGGUCUUUGCCACUGCGGACACUGCCGCACUCGCCCACGUGAAGUCCGAGCUGCAGAAGAGACACACGUGCACAGACCUGGGUGAACUGACAAGCUAUCUUGGCUUGCGGAUCACCCGGGACAGAGCACGCCGCACCAUUACCCUGACUCAGUCACACAUGGUGCAGCAGGUCCUUCAGCGCUUCGGCUUCACGUACUCCUCGCCUCAGUCCACUCCUCUGUCUACUCGCCACUCGCUCUCAGCUCUGCCUUCGGAUGAGUCCUUAGAGUCGAGUGGUCCGUAUUCAGAGCUUGUGGGCUGCCUCAUGUACCUGAUGACCUGCACUCGACCUGACCUCGCAUACCCUCUCAGCAUCUUAGCACGCUAUGUUGCUCCCGGCUGUCACCGGAAGGAGCACAUGGAUGCAGCUAAGAGGGUGUUGCGCUACUUGUGCAGUACGUCGGGCAUGGGGCUAGUGCUUGGAGGGCGUGAGCGGCCUGUGCUCACUGGGCACUCAGACGCUUCUUGGGCUGACGACCAGGCUACUCAGAGGUCCUCCAGCUGUGAGGCUGAGAUCUACGCCACGGCCAUGGCUGCCCAGGAGCUUCGCUCGCUCACCUACCUGCUGACUGACCUUGGAGAGCGGCCUCGUUCUCCUCCAGUGCUGUACGUCGACAACAAGGCAACCAUUGCCUUGUGUGAGGAGCACAGACUGGAGCACAGGACGAAGCACAUUGCUCUGCGCUACUUCCUUGCUCGAGAGCUGCAGCAGCGUGGUCAGCUUCGCCUUCGUUUCGUGGCCACUGAGGCCAACACUGCUGAUGUGUUCACCAAGGCACUUCCGCCUCGUGACCAUCAGCGCUUUUGCACUCUGCUAGGCCUUGUGCCCGUUGGGCCUCACUUGCUUACCUCUUGA
This is a messenger RNA of Closterium sp. NIES-65, 1941 nucleotides long. The record is from the annotation of a GenBank genome assembly. NCBI's taxonomy places the organism in Eukaryota, Viridiplantae, Streptophyta, Zygnematophyceae, Desmidiales, Closteriaceae.